Salvia splendens (bonfire salvia) is the source of this 1049-nucleotide messenger RNA. RefSeq lists its product as uncharacterized. The coding region runs from base 257 to 745 and encodes 162 amino acids. NCBI's taxonomy places the organism in Eukaryota, Viridiplantae, Streptophyta, Magnoliopsida, Lamiales, Lamiaceae. The record is from RefSeq and is a predicted model, not a curated record. The transcript has 3 exons.
UUUACUACUUUUCUCUAUCUAAAUUUCAAAUUUAAUUGCAUUUCCAAAUUUGUGUAUAGAGUUAAAUUUAAUAGACUUAUUUGAUCGAAUUCGUUUCUCCAUAAAAAAACAUACUUUGCGCAAGCCGACUUCUGAUACGCCCAAAACCCCAUAUAUCAGUAUCAAACGACUUGUUUGAAGCUGUGUAAUCCUGAUUUCUGAUACGUCAAAGAAAAACGAAGAAAGAAAAAGGGCAAUUGAGGGUGAUUGGAAUAAAAUGGAUAAACUAAGGGAAUUCUUCAAGAAAACUAUGUUCUACGCUCGGGUUCUUUCCGGAUACGAAGAGCGCAGAAUCCGAUCUUACAGAUUGCAGCUUCAAAAACGUCUCCAGGAGGCAGAAUUAAGGAAAGCUGCUCUUAAUAGGGUACCUGAACAGAUUAUUUUGUCAGAGGUGCGGAAGAUGGUUCAGGAAAUGCAGUCUUUGAAUAAGAAGUUAGAGGACACGGAGGCAGCCAUAGAGGAUUACUUCAAGCCAAUUGACAAGGAAGCAGAAAUGAUAAUGAAGGUUCAGCUUGAAGGAGAGGAGAAGACAAUGAGAGAGAUGGUGGCAACCAUGCAAAGGCAGGCUCUACUCGAAAAAGCAGAAGCUGAAGCAGAUGCACAAGCACAAGCACUUGCAAAUUCAAAGAAUGCUAAAGCGGACCAAGAAGUUGAGGAGGCGGAACCAGAACCAGUACGCGUUGACAAGAGGUCUGGAAUGCGAUGAAUCCUCAAAACAGUUCUCGCACUUGUUUGAAUUACAAGGCAUUGCACUCCAUUUUCAAAGGCUUAGUUUCGCCAUUUCCGUGAUGGGACGUGAGUAGGCAUUCUGGGCAACAGUACAGCAACACAUAAUCAGUUGGUAUGCUGGGCAAAAAUAAAAACACUCUGUUGAUUGUUUACUACUAAGUAGCAAUGGUCUCUCUGAGCUGCAUUUUCUGUAUCGUGAUUUCGUGUAUUAUAUUUUUAUAGUUCAUGUUCAAGUGAACAUCUGAUCUUUCAGGUUAAGGAGGAAACAUUCUUUCGAUCAA